Messenger RNA from Anopheles coustani, 2623 nucleotides. It is a transcript of the gene Ufl1, whose product is annotated as E3 UFM1-protein ligase 1 homolog. The record is from RefSeq and is a predicted model, not a curated record. The transcript is spliced from 5 exons. NCBI's taxonomy places the organism in Eukaryota, Metazoa, Arthropoda, Insecta, Diptera, Culicidae. The coding region runs from base 78 to 2441 and encodes 787 amino acids. Gene Ontology annotation, molecular function: UFM1 ligase activity. Gene Ontology annotation, biological process: protein K69-linked ufmylation; response to endoplasmic reticulum stress; regulation of proteasomal ubiquitin-dependent protein catabolic process. Gene Ontology annotation, cellular component: endoplasmic reticulum membrane.
UCGUCCAGAAAUUCGGUGAAAUUCUAUUGCAACUUUAAUUUUAUCUGCUGCUUUUCUGCACAAUUCAAACCGCCACAAUGUCGGCCGACUGGGAUGAGAUCAAACGUUUGGCAGCCGAUUUUCAGAAAGCACAGCUCUCGACAAGUUUACAAAGGUUGUCCGAGAGGAAUUGUAUCGAAAUAGUGCGUCUUCUUAUCGAAAGACAGUUGAUCGAUGUGAUCUACACAAACGAUGGCAAGGAGUAUCUCACGCAGGAUCAUCUGGAGCGGGAGGUGAGGGACGAACUGUACGUCCUGGGCGGCCGGGUGAAUUUGGUGGAGUUGGCCACGGUGUUGAACGUCGACUUCAACAAAGUGGAAUAUACGGCUAAACAACUGAUACAACGUGACCGCGAAUUACACUUCCUGCUCGGGCAGCUCAUCGACCAGUCCUACGUCAAACGGGUUGCGUCCGAGAUCAAUCAAAAAUUAUCACAGCAUGGUGAAAUCAAUAUCGGCAAGCUAACGGCGACGUACGAUCUGCCGGCGGAUUUUCUCCUCGAUGCCGUCGUGCUGCCAAAUCUUGGCAAAAUAGUCAUGGCCAGGCAAGACUCGGAAAACCGGAACGUUUUCUUCACUCAGUCCUACAUCGCACGGAACAAGGCGAAAGUUCGUGGGGCACUGGCUGCGAUCACGAAACCAACGCCGAUAACGGCCAUCCUGAACCUAACCGGUGUGCCCGAGCGUGUGCUGUACAUGGUGAUCGAAGAGAAAGCUGCACUCGGUAGCGUAACGACGCGGUCAAACGCCGGUCAGUACAUUCCGCACAUUUACUCGCGCAUGCAGUCACAAUGGGUGAAGGAUUUCUUCAAACUGAACGGAUACUUGACGUUCGAAUCGAUCGCCAAGCUGGGUCUAACAGACGCAAAGAGUGUCGUUCAGAGGUUCCUACCCGAUGAGAAGAUAGUCCACACGAAAAACUGUCUCAUCGGGAGUAAGCUCAUCGAUCAGGUACUGGCAUCGAUGGAAGAAUGUAUUGCGACCGGUUCGUAUCUGGACGUGUCCACCAUUCUACCAUCGGCACUAGGCGACGAAGAUAUUGAAGAAGUGCUGGCGUACGUGUUCACGCCGACGAUGCGCAAACAAGUGCACGUGUUUGGUCCGGUCGUACUAACAAUAACCUUUAUGGACGAGUGUGUCAAGGGCUGCCACGAGCUUGCCAGUGAGCACGCGAAGCGAGCGGUCGAAAGUGGGGCGUACCAGAAGUAUUUGGCCGAAAAGAUGAUGAAACAUCAGGAUGUCGGUUCGAUGGCAGGCGCAACUGAAGGUGACGGCAGUAAGGGUGACAAGCGUGAGGAGCGUCGGAAGAAGGCGGCUGGUGGUAAAGCAGGUGGCGGUGCGCAGGGCCGGGAGACGAAAACAAAGUCCACCAAGAAGCACACUCGGGGCAAUAAGGGGAAUUUAUCCGAUUCCGACGACGAACCGGAGCAGCGGGAGGGAAAGAAGGGAGGCGGCAAGGAGGCAUCCAUCGAACUGAUCACGCCGAAGGAGAUUGCCAAGUUGGUGGAGAAAGUGCUCGAACCGGAAGGAUUGGAAAUGUUUUCCAAGGAUUUGGCCAACCAUUACUAUCCAAUUCUCAGCAAACAAUCGCUUGCAAAAGCACAUGAACUGUACGAACUCUCGCUACAGAAAAACAACCAGAACAGACGUCAGACGCACGCCAGCAUUCAGGAGAAGCUCAACAACCUGUACAACGAUAUCCGUCUGUACGAGAAGGGCCUCAAACUGUUCCCGGCCGACGUGCAAGGGCAGCUGCUGAAGUAUCUACUCAAAACGCUCGGCACGGAAGUCUGCAACGAGCUGUGUCUAUACGUGGCGGCCGAGUGUAAUCUAAACACCAAUUACGGCACUAACCUUACGCAGGAACAGCGCACAAAAAUUGCCAACGAUAGCGACGCGGUAUAUCGACCGACCCUGCAGGCCCUCUGCAAGGCGCUAACCACUAGCGAAACCGUGGACGCGUUCCUCGAGGCAACCGAAAAGACUCUGCACGUUUGCAGCAUGAUGCUGAAGAAGGUGGACAAGAAGAAAGAUAAAAACCUUAUUCUCUGCCACAAACAUGGCUUGCUGGAGCAACUAACGAACUGUACCGACCCGGCGCUGGUGCUUCAUCUGGCCGCACUCAUCAUCUUCACCAUCUCCACGCAAACGAUGCUGCACGCUUCCGGUCGGCAUGUGUCCGCCAUUCUAAGCUUCCUCCAGACGGCGCUGAGUGCCGAGCAGUCGAAAGUGUUCAACACAUAUCAUGAUUUGGUGCUGAAAUUACUGAGCACCGAAAGUUCCAAUAGCGACGACGGCAAACCUAACGCCGAGCAGAUCACCAAGCAGCUAGGCGAACUGACACAGGUAGUGAAGGAGAUUGCCGGGAACUUUAAGAAAGCCGGUGUAACUGCGGUGGAGUAGGAAACGGAGAAAGAGAUUCACUAAUCCAAGAACUGAUAAAAUGGCUUAAUAACUCCCCGCACGAAAGCGUUCGAUACGCCCGUUGCUACUCACCCGCUGUUGAUUGUGCGUUUUUUGUUUCUUUGUCUAGGUUUCUUACGGUGGAACGCUUCAAUAAACGAAAAAAAAUCUUGUUAAUUGUA